AUGAAAUUAAUUUUAUUUCUCGUUACUAUUUUUGUUGUAACUUUUUUUGAAAGGAGUAACUCUACCAAAAAAAGUGUAACAUAUUAUGAUAAAAACAUAAAUCCUAAUCAUGCUAAGCAUAUUGCAAGAUACUGCCUUUCUGUGUAUAAUAAAAAAUCUGGAUUUAAGCAUAAUUUUGUUAAAGUUAAAAGUGUUAAAGGCAUGAAAUUUAAAUAUGGUAUAAAUGCUACAAUCAUUUUUUAUGGAAAAGAAGAAAAAGGUACAAAAAAAACAUUAUUAUUUAUAGGAGAUUACUAUCAACCAUUUAAAAAUGGAAACUUUAAAAAUUAUUUAAAGAAAAGAUGUUCUAUGGGAUUGUAUUAUGUAUCAACGACAAAGAAAACUAAACCAACUACUACAAAAGUUACUAAACCAAUUACUACAACAGUUACUCAACCAAUUACUACAACAGUUACUCAACCAAUUACUACAACAGUUACUCAACCAAUUACUACAACAGUUACUCAACCAACUACUACAACAGUUACUCAACCAACUACUACAACGGUUACUCAAUCAGAUAAAACAAAGACAAAGAUUCAUAAAACUACUUCAAAAGUUCAUACAACUACAACUGAAAUUCAAACAACUACUUCAAAAAUUCAUAAAACUACAACUGAAAUUCAAACAACUACUUCAAAAAUUCAUACAACUACAACUGAAAGUCAAACAACUACAUCAGAAGUUCAAACAACUACAACAAAAAUUCAAACUACAACAACAAUUUCUCAAGGAAAAAAACUUUCUGAUAAAGCUAAAUAUUUUCUAACGUUUUCUAAUAUCAUGAACUUGUACUCAAAAGCUCAUUUGUUUACUUCGUGA
Molecule: messenger RNA, 861 nt
Organism: Strongyloides ratti
Lineage: Eukaryota; Metazoa; Nematoda; Chromadorea; Rhabditida; Strongyloididae
Exons: 2
Coding region: 1-861 (286 amino acids)
Source: RefSeq, a predicted model, not a curated record